UCCUUAAGCAUUUUUUCCCAUCAGACAAUCUUUACCCCCAAUGUCUCCCACCAGCAUGACACCACCAACGUCUCCCACUAGCAUGACACCACCAACGUCUCCCACUAGCAUGACACCACCAACGUCUCCCACCAGCAUGACACCACCAACCCAGUCUCCAGUGACCGAUGGGCCAAACAUAGAGCUCGAUUGGCCCUCAGACUCGGACUCAUCAACUCCUCCCAACUGGGGUUCCCAAAUUCCUUUAGACCCAGGUUUAUCGGAUAUCUCAGCUUUUUUAGAAAUUGAGUCUUUUUUUGGGGCCGAACUGAGUUUCGAGGGCCAUGGUCCAAAAAUUCAGUCUACAGGAGGAACACAAGAAUCCCUUCUAGUGGGGAGCUCCGGUCUUGCAGGUGAUGAUGUUGUGUCGAUUACCGCGAAACCUUUGGAUAUUUCAGCCCCAGAAAAUCCGGAACAUCAUACAAGCGUCGAUGUAGAAUCAUCGACAGCUACGGUGCAGACUCUUGAGGUAUGAUCUUAUAACAGACUUUGGCACUUUGAUACUAACUGUAUUUAAGGAGUACAUUCUUUCGCUACGGCAAAAGCUGGAGGGAGAGUUUUUUCCUACGAAUCAGAAGUCAAUAGAAGAGAGUAUGGAUGAGAUUUCCUCUGACCUGGGUCGAAUUGAGAAAGCCGGAACCAUACCACCUAGCAUCAUUCAGGAUACAAUGAUUAGAAGGUUACUGAGGAAAAUCAUGAAGAUAGAGAUGAUCCCGAGGUAUAACGAGCUUCAAAUCAAGGAACGAGUAAGCCGCUUGCUUACGAGUUGGGGUGAGCCUGCCACCCUCUCGACUACGCAAGCUCAAUCCAAGUCCGCCCCACGGCAGACGGUCAUUGAUCUUACUGGAGCGGACGGCGAUGACAAGUAUGUCACACCUCCCGGUACGCCGAAACCCGGGCUCUCGUCCUCUUCAAGCCUAAGUAAGUGUCCAUUUAUAUCUGAUAUUUGCUAGACUAAUAAUUGAUGACAGAUUCUGAUCCACCCAUCAGUACCGAGGCGAACUCACACCCUACACCUAAUGAGAAUCCCAACACCAAGAAGAGGAAGCGCUCUACAGGUUCUGACAAUUCAAGCAAACGUCGGCAACCUCCGCGAAAGACCACGGUCAAACAGCACUUGGCGGAUGAGAUACAUCACAGCAGUCAGUGGUUAGCAGGGAUGGAAAAGAGCAUUCAUGAUUGUGAAGCAGACUUAGUUGCUAUGGAUGAAAAGAAGGCGAUAUUUCUCGCAAAGAUUGAAGAAGUGAGGAAGGAGGUUAUACGGCGGAAAAAUGAGUUCAUCGAGUUAAAGAAUAGCAUGGUGGCCUGGGGUGCCCGCAAUGAAGGGGUCUCACAAGAAUGGAAAUCACGGUAGUUUUUUAGGUCAUCUAUUGAAUGAUACUGUAGUUGGAAAUUUUAGCCUUCUCUUCUUCUAAAUUAGAGAUAUA
Hymenoscyphus albidus is the source of this 1466-nucleotide messenger RNA. The record is from the annotation of a GenBank genome assembly. NCBI's taxonomy places the organism in Eukaryota, Fungi, Ascomycota, Leotiomycetes, Helotiales, Helotiaceae.